GUUGUCCUUGUUUGUUGCUGUUGCUGCUGCUUGUGUUUUGCAUUUGAUCAUUUCAUUUCUAUUUUCAUACUAACUUAGUUAGUUGUCAAUAAGUUACGUCGUUUUUUCAACGAAGCCUAAUUGUAACCUAGUUAAUAUUUUAAUCGAAUUCUUUUUUGUACAUAAUGUCAGAAGAACCUUUACCCUCUGGGUGGGAAAAAAGGAUGAGCCGGUCUACUGGCCAGCAUUACUACCUGAAUGUUUACACAAAGGAAUCACAAUGGGACAGGCCUGAGAAGCCUGCUGAGCCGGUGUCCAGCAGUGGUCCAGACCAGGUACAGUGUAGUCAUCUGUUGGUCAAACACGUCAACUCAAGACGUCCGUCCUCCUGGCGAGAGGACAACAUCACACGGUCUCCCGAAGAGGCACUGCAGCAAGUCAAAUCAUACAGAGAGCAAAUAGUAAGCGGACGAGCGUCAUUUGCCGAGCUAGCCCAGAAGUACUCGGACUGCAGUUCUGCCAAGCGCGGAGGUGAUCUGGGACCCUUUGGUCAUGGCGCCAUGCAGAAGCCCUUUGAACAGGCGGCUUUUGCUCUGAAAAUCGGCGAACUCAGUGAACCUGUCCACACUGACUCCGGUGUACAUAUCAUCCUUCGAACAGCUUAGACCAAUAGUGCAAUUUCCAUUCUAAAGACUCUUAAGUAUUAUCUCAUUUCAAAAUAAAAUAUGGAUAUCAGUCGCAAA
This is a messenger RNA of Macrosteles quadrilineatus (aster leafhopper), 722 nucleotides long. RefSeq names its product putative peptidyl-prolyl cis-trans isomerase dodo. The record is from RefSeq and is a predicted model, not a curated record. NCBI's taxonomy places the organism in Eukaryota, Metazoa, Arthropoda, Insecta, Hemiptera, Cicadellidae. The transcript is spliced from 3 exons. Gene Ontology annotation, cellular component: nucleus; cytosol. Bases 165 to 644 code for a protein of 159 amino acids. Gene Ontology annotation, molecular function: protein binding; peptidyl-prolyl cis-trans isomerase activity.